Hypoxylon fragiforme is the source of this 315-nucleotide messenger RNA. RefSeq lists its product as uncharacterized. NCBI's taxonomy places the organism in Eukaryota, Fungi, Ascomycota, Sordariomycetes, Xylariales, Hypoxylaceae. The coding region runs from base 1 to 315 and encodes 104 amino acids. The transcript has a single exon. The record is from RefSeq and is a predicted model, not a curated record.
AUGAAUGUAGAGCAUCUCGCAGAAGCAGGUGAGCCCUUCUCACAUGUCAGGGGAUACCAAGAUGACAACAUUGCUUGUCGUCUCACGGUUAUCCGGCUUGUGGCCAGGUUCUGCGAGGAAUUGGAUGAAGGGGAGGAGAUUGAACUCGCCACUAGAGUCUAUACCCAGCUUACACUGGAGGAUAGCCCGCUAGUCGAUCCAAGCUACGAAGCGGACGGUAGCCUCCUUUCCGAUGAUGUGUUCAAGCAGCUUCACAGGAUCAUGAAAGACCAGCUUGGGGCAUCGUACAAGCUUGCGCCUCGAAAAACUAUUUAG